AUGCCGAAGGAACCAACACGCCAGCAACUCUCCGCACGCCUAGCUUACCAAGCCAAUACGCCUGCCUUCCUCCGGCGGCUGCAGAACAAAGUCCAAGGGAGAAGCGAGGACGAUGAAGACGACGAAUUUGAAGAUGAUGGAUCUGGGCGGCCGCCCAUUCCCCGCCGUCCGGCCAUUCCAGAGCGUCCCGACGACGAUCCGGGGAGUGCAGACGAGGAUGACGCGGACGAGCGGCCGCAGGUGGUCGUUCUCAAGGAGGGGAAACAUCUGACUGAACGGGAGGUGGAGAACGAGAAGCGGAAAGCUAAGGGUCUACCACCGUUGUCCGAGCCUGAACCGAAGGUCGUGGAAGCAUCAUCAUCUACAUCCAAAGCAGACUCGAAAUUUGCUCAGUCUGAGAUGCAAUCGCAACCUCUCUCCUUUUCUUCGUCCAAGACGAGCGCGAAACCUCACAAACGGAAAGCAGUAGGGGAUGGGAGAAAUGAUGCUCCAGCACAUGAAAAAGCUGUAAAGAGCUCGAAGAAGAAGCCGAAGAAGGUAGAGAAGAAGCUAUUGUCGUUUGGAGAUGGCGACGUGUAG
Messenger RNA from Sparassis crispa, 579 nucleotides. RefSeq lists its product as hypothetical. The record is from RefSeq and is a predicted model, not a curated record. Lineage: Eukaryota; Fungi; Basidiomycota; Agaricomycetes; Polyporales; Sparassidaceae. The transcript has 2 exons. Bases 1 to 579 code for a protein of 192 amino acids.